AAGAAACUUCUCCAUAUUUAUCUUAUCGGUAUCAUUGAACAGCCACAAUGCAACCGCUACUAUUUCAUUUCGACGAAUAAUAAAGUGCUCGCAAUUAGUGUUGGAAUGACGUGGUUGGUAUCGCAACAUCCCAUCUAGUAUAAAUAUACAAGGAUUAUUAUUAUUUCGAUGUAAUUUCAAUUGUUAAGUGUAUGAGAGCAGACGACCGUCGACGGUUGGAUACACGUUUGUUGUCGCGAGAGUUUUCGUCUAGUGUACGAUCAGUAUUAACAGAUUUAGUGCAAACCUAAGUUCCAAAUGGCUAAAAUGUUGGAGAGCUCUCCAAACGCAGCAUUGGAUAAAUCCUUAAUCCAACACUAUUUGUCUCUACCUAUUCCAGAUGGAAAGUGCCAGGCCACAUACAUAUGGGUAGAUGGGUCUGGAGAAAAUGUCCGGUGUAAAACCAGAACCAUAGAUUUCGUUCCCAGCGAUCCAUCAGAAUUGCCAAUAUGGAACUUUGAUGGAAGCUCAACGAACCAAGCAGAAGGCAGCAACUCAGACGUUUAUUUAUACCCAGUUGCUAUCUACAAAGACCCCUUUCUAAGAGACAACAACAAAUUAGUCCUCUGCGACACCUACAAGUACAACAAGAAACCCACGCUAACCAACAGACGGAUAUCCUGUUUGCAGGCUAUGGAUGCCGCCAAAGAAACCAUACCCUGGUUCGGAAUUGAACAAGAAUAUACUUUGUUGGACAUGGACUUGCGGCCUCUCGGUUGGCCUAAAAACGGUUUUCCCGGUCCCCAAGGACCCUAUUAUUGUGGUGUCGGCGCAAAUAAAGUGUACGCCCGUGAUAUAGUGGAAUCGCAUUACAGAUGUUGUCUCUACGCUGGAAUUAACAUUUCAGGGACCAAUGCGGAAGUUAUGCCUGCCCAAUGGGAAUACCAAGUAGGACCAUGUGAAGGCAUCGCGAUAGGCGAUCAAUUAUGGAUGUCUAGGUAUAUAUUACAUAGGGUGGCAGAAGAUUAUGGUGUUAUAGUGACAUUCGAUCCAAAACCAAUGGAAGGUGACUGGAACGGAGCCGGUGCCCACACCAAUUUCUCAACGAAAGCUAUGAGGGAAGAGAAUGGCAUUGUAGAAAUUGAAAAAGCCAUCGACAAACUCAGCAGAAAUCACCUUAGACACAUUCAAGCCUACGAUCCCAAAGGAGGAAAGGACAACGAACGUCGUCUUACUGGAAGACAUGAAACUUCUUCUAUCCAUGACUUUAGUGCAGGUGUUGCAAAUCGUGGAGCUAGUGUUAGAAUUCCGCGUGGUUGCGCCGAGGAUAAGAAAGGUUAUCUUGAAGACAGAAGACCAGCUUCGAAUUGUGAUCCGUACGCGGUAACGGAAGCAAUAGUGAGAACAUGCAUUCUAAACGAAUGAAUAUAGCACAAUUUACACGUAUUUGUAUUAUAAUCUUUACACACGUUUUAUAAAUUUAUGUAUGUUGUAUAUGAUAUAAAGAAAUUUAUUAUUUAAUUUUUGAAAUAAUUGUAAAAUUGUAUAACUAACCAUCGAUUUAUAAUGAUGGAUUUCACCAAAAUCACAAAAAAAUAUUGCUAAUUUGUAUUUGUAAUCUAUCAAUUAAAUAUUAAUUAUUAUUAG
Messenger RNA from Psylliodes chrysocephalus, 1626 nucleotides. The record is from the annotation of a GenBank genome assembly. NCBI's taxonomy places the organism in Eukaryota, Metazoa, Arthropoda, Insecta, Coleoptera, Chrysomelidae.